Messenger RNA from Humulus lupulus (European hop), 1044 nucleotides. RefSeq lists its product as uncharacterized. The coding region runs from base 23 to 598 and encodes 191 amino acids. The transcript has 3 exons. Lineage: Eukaryota; Viridiplantae; Streptophyta; Magnoliopsida; Rosales; Cannabaceae. The record is from RefSeq and is a predicted model, not a curated record.
CAAUUCAUCAAAAUCAAGAAGUAUGGCCAAGUUGUUGAUAUUUACUACUGAUGAUGAUGAAGAGACUAGAAGAAACAAUCGUGAAGAAGUGGUUAAGAAAAUUAUAAGAGAUACAAUGGUGGUUGUGAAUGCAUCGAUUCGUAAAAUACAUAUGAAACUUGAUGAAGAUGUUAGAGACGAAUGGAAUAUGGAGGACAGAAUGAAUGCAUACACAGCUGUUUACAACGUUUUCUGUACGAAAGACAUACAUGGUUUUUGGCAUUAUGUAAUUCGUGAGUUUUAUGAUAAAUAUGAGAGCAUUUUGACACAAAGGAUUUCAAACUAUGUGAUUCCUUCAUUGGAAGAUAUGUACGGCGAAGAGUUCAUGAUUGAAAUUGUGAUACAAUGGACAGAGCUAGAACAAUACAAAAGAUAUCUUCAGAUAAUAUUUGCUCGUGUGGAGAAAGUUGCAGCGCAUUUACAUCUAGAAAAUCAUUCAUUCAUUGAUAUUUGUAAAACUCAAUUCUGUGACAGAGUAUAUAUAUAUAUAUAUGUUCCAAUUAUCUUAAAAGAAAAAGAAAAAGAAAAAUUAUUUGAUUUUUUAUUUUUUAAUUGUUGAUGUUUUUUUUUCUUUUACGUUUCAGGUCAGGGAUAGGUUCCACAUUGAAAUCGACUUUUCGGUAACUAAGAUGGUAAAACAAUCCUCGCCACCAUUUCUUGUUUUUAUUUAAUUGUUUAUAUAUUUUUAUUAUAUGUGUUAUAUAUAACACAGAAGGAGGCAGGGGUGUUUAGCAAUGAAAAUCCAUUGAAGAAUGACCUGAUUCAAUUCUUCACUGACAUGGAGAAAGUACGUCCCAAUGAACGAUUUCAAACGACUUAUGAUAUUGUCAAACAGCAGUAGAAUUUCGAUCGUGCCCAAAAUUAUUGAAGAUUUCGUUGGAUUUUAUAUAUGAUUAUGAUAAUUUUAUAAUGAUGAUGAUUUUAUAAUGCUAUAGCACGUGUCUUGUACGUGCACAUAACAAGACACCAAAUGGAGGCAUCAUGUUCUAUAUUUUGCUUCACCGA